Molecule: messenger RNA, 1239 nt
Organism: Hirsutella rhossiliensis
Lineage: Eukaryota; Fungi; Ascomycota; Sordariomycetes; Hypocreales; Ophiocordycipitaceae
Product: eukaryotic aspartyl protease domain-containing protein
Exons: 4
Coding region: 1-1239 (412 amino acids)
Biological process (GO): proteolysis
Molecular function (GO): aspartic-type endopeptidase activity
Source: RefSeq, a predicted model, not a curated record
AUGGAGGCUCUGAGCCUUCUUUUCGUCCUCCUGGCGGCAUCAUCGGCCGUCCUCGCCGCCCCCUUCGAGGGCCCUGCCGGCAGCUUUGCCUUGCAAGUGGCCAAGCCCAACGACAAGCGCGACUUCAUCAACGAUUGGGCUGCUGCCCACCGCAAGUGGGGGAAUGGCGUUCCCGAGGAGACGGCGCAGAUGUUUGCUCUCGCCAAGGAUGAAAGCCAAGUCAAAGUCCAGCCCAUGGCCAAGGACAUGGCCUACCUGGCCGAGGUCGAAAUCGGCACCCCGCCGCAAAAGGUCAAGCUGGCGUUGGACACUGGGUCCUCGGACGUCUGGGUUCAGUCCACGGACACGAGAUAUCGCGUCAACCGACACGGCCCGUGGCCUGCGCGCUACAGCCCCAGUGCAUCGACAACGGCACGCCAGGUCGACAAGGCCGCGUGGAACAUCCUAUACGCCGACUUGAGUAGCGCAAUUGGGAUCGUCUAUCGUGACACGCUUCGCAUUGGCGACCUCGAGGUCAAGGACGCCUUGAUCGAGUCGGCAGCCAUGCUUUCAGACGCGUUUGAGAUGGAGACGGGCUUCAGUGGUCUCAUGGGCCUGGCCAAGCAGCUCAACAACAGCAUCAUUCCUCCCGAGCCCACCUUUCUCUCACAACUCAAGCGUCAGCUCAAGUCGCCCGUCUUCACCGUCGAUUUGCGCGCCAACGCGUCGAGCCGCUUCGACUUUGGGCACAUUGAUGAGAGCCUGGCCUCUGACAACAUCACCUGGCUCCAAAGCGACCCCGCCAACCCGCACUGGACCGUCGACCUGGAACUCACCUCGUGGACCGGCAACCAUAGUGUCUGGUUGUAUCACAAGUUCGAGGCCGUCGUCGACACCGGCACCUCGCUCAUGUUCCUUCCCGAGAUGCUGGCGAGCAGGUACUGGAGCGAAGUUCCCGGCGUGCAAACCGCGCCGAUAGCCCACGCCUCGUACCGCUUCCCGUGCGCAAUCGGAGACAGGCUGCCCGACAUAAUGUUCAAGCUCCCCGGCACCGAGCACAUCCUGACCAUCCCCGGUCGCUAUCUCAACUAUGGACCGACCGGGCAGGACCCUUCCAUGUGCUGGGGAGGCAUGCAGAGCUCGGGGCAACUGGGCAACGUGACCAUCCUGGGCGAUUCCAUGCUCAAGGCCCUGUUCGUGGCCUUUGACAUGGAAAAGGGCCGCAUCGGCUUCGCCAACAAGAAACUGUAUGAUGAUUGA